This is a messenger RNA of Funneliformis geosporum, 146 nucleotides long. NCBI's taxonomy places the organism in Eukaryota, Fungi, Glomeromycota, Glomeromycetes, Glomerales, Glomeraceae. The record is from the annotation of a GenBank genome assembly.
AUGUCCGCAAAAUUAGAGUCGCAAUGGAUGAGACCAUAUUACAUUCAUGAUAUAGUUGGAUUUAAUAACUACAAAUUAAGAUCCAUUGAAGGACGAAUAGUCAAAGGAACCAUACAUGGUGAUCGCUUAAAGCAAUAUAACGAACA